UCUACUCGUAACCGUAUUUGCGGAAUUGUAAAUAUAAACAAUUUUGAUUUCGUACUGUCUGACAGUAUUUAACAAUCCAAUUUAAUUUGAAUAAAAAUAUAUAUAAAAUAAAUAAAACUAGGGAAAUUUUCAUACACUGUCCGCUUUUAACAUCUCUCGCUUUAAGAAAAUAGAUUAAAGUUACAUUAAUGAUAUUGAAAUAAGGAAAAAAUAUUACCCAUUAGGAUUUAUAAUUGAUUCGAAUUUAUUACAAAAAGGUUUUUAAUUUCUUAUAAUAAUAAAUGUGUUCUUGUUGAUAAGUGUAGAAUUUUAUUAGUUAAUCAUGACAAAAGCUGAAGGAUCAAAUAGACCUUUAAAAGAGAAAAUUGUUCAGAUCUAUGAAGCUUUCUUUCAAGGUGAAGAUCCUUCACAUUCAAAUCAGAAUUUCUGGGAUGAAUUUUUUCUGUUAAGGCCUAACCUUUCCUUUCUGGAGAGCAAGUUCAAUAGCAUGACCUUUGAAGAUGUGUGUUCAUUAAAGGACACCAUUAACAACUUGUUUCAUCACUGUGUUCGAAUACUAAUGGAUGGAAAUCAAAUUCGUUGCAUGAAUGCUUUACAGACCAUGUGUGCCCUUGUUCAUGGUGUCUAUAGGAAAACUCCUAGUGAAUUUGGUUUUGACAUCAUAGACAUUCUUUUAGGUUUCAGUUCUGCAGAGGGGCAAAUGCAAAUACUAAUUCAACAGCUGUCUCAAUAUCUAAUUAAUGAUUACCCACCCAGUUUAAAAAGUUUAGUUCUGAAGUUUCUCUUAGUCCUAGUCACCGCAGUUGAAAAUGUUAGCCAAAAUACUCUUUUGGAAUAUUUAAUGAUGAACAGUUUAUUUGAAGCAAUAAUACAAUUGUUAAAUGAUACUUCCUCUAGGCAAAAUCAUGGUUACGAUGCUGUGCUUUUACUAACUAUUCUUGUAAAUUAUAGGAAACAUGAGGCUGCUAAUCCAUACAUUGUGAAACUUUCAAUAAUAGAUAAUGAAAUGUCUCUAAAUGGAUUCGGGCAUGUUGUUUCUCAAGCACUGUCAGAUUUUAAUAGAAAAUUCUGUGAAGGUGAACUCGAACCUCAUAAUAGCAUUUUUUCAACAAUUACCUCCUUUGUUGGCAGCAUGUUUAUUGCUGAAGAACCAGAAAUAGAAAAGCAUAACAUAAAAGCAAACAAUGCUGUCUUAUUAGCUUUGUAUGAAGUGGUUCACUUGAAUAGGAAUUUUCUUAUUACUUUAACACACUGUCAAGUCGAUGCGUCUGGUACUUCUGUAUCCCCGUCACUUUCCGAGCCAUUGGAUAUAAAGAGUUCUUCUCCUCCAAAAGCAGAAAAUGAGCUUCCUCCAUCAAAUUUGCUAGUCACAUUUUUAGAAUUUUCCUCCAUUGUCAUGUUAAAUACAAAAGAUGAAUCCAAUCUGAAUACUUGCAAACUUUGCUUUAUUAUACUUACUUGUAUAACUGAGGACCAAUAUGCAAAUUCUAUUAUCCAUGAUGUCAAUUUAGUUUAUAAAGUACAGCUCCACAGAAUGCCAAUGAGGCACAGGAAAGUGCCUUAUGACAAAAAUGGUCCUUAUAGACCUCUAGCUUGUCCAAUGUUAGAUCUGAUGGUUGAGUUCAUCCUAAGUCACAUGACAAAAUCUUUACCUUUUGAACUUUACUAUCUUUGUUUAGGUGUCAUCCAUAGAAUUUUAUGUUAUCAGAAACGUGGCAGAGUAAGACUGCAAUAUCACUGGAAAGAAUUAUGGACUGCUCUUAUUAGUUUAAUUAAGUUCCUUGUCACUCAAGAAGGGUUGCUUACAAAGAAUUGCAACAUUUUUCAUUUAUGUAUUCAGGUCAUGAAUACUCUAAAUCUUUUUAUCACAUUUGGAGAUACGUUCUUGCCUGCACCUUCUUGUUAUGAUGAAUUAUAUUAUGAAAUAGUUAGAAUGAAUAUUGUUUUUGAUAACUUAUACUCACUUACUUUGCGAUAUACAACUUGUGAUGGUGAAUGGAAAGAGUAUGCUGCUAAGUUAAUGAAUAGUCUUGUUAAUAUUAGGGCAAUUAUAAAUCAUUUCUCUCCAAAAAUUGAAUCCACUUUGGCAGAUAAUGGUUUAUCUGCUUUGACUGAAGACCAAGUUUUAGACGUUGUAAGGAGUAACUAUGACACUUUAACCUUAAAACUCUAUGAUAACCUUGAUCAAUAUGAAAGAUAUACUGAGAAACCUAUUGAAACUGCAUUUUUUACUCCUUUGGUGCGGAGCAUUGUUGCUGAAUAUCGCAAUACUUCUAGUUUCAAGUCCUUAGAUAUGCAUAAAUUACUCAGAGAAUCUUCAUCAAUUAGUUGAAGGCCUAUUUGAAUCAUUUUUUUUAUCUGUUCCCUUAGAUGUGUUUAUUUUAGCAUUUUUAUCUAAAAUAUGAAUCAAAUUAUAUUAAUAAAAAUCCAAUGUUUUCGAUUUUAUUGACCAUGUUACUGUUUCAAUUAUAUUAUCUAAUCUACUGAAUUUUUCACACAACGUAUAUUUUAUGAAUUCUGAUAAACAAAUUUUGUUUUUCUAUUUGACUUUUUAGUAUUUGUUUAGUGAAACCUUUAUCAGCUUUCUAGGAUGACAUUAACCCUUGCAGAACUGAAAAUGUCAAUUUUUGAAUUCUGCAAAUUCCUAAAACUGAUCAGAAAUGAAUAUAUUUAAGUAAUAAUAUGUGAUCUAUAUGUGUAAUUAUAUGUGACCUAUGCUGCCUAAUGUAGAACAGGUGGGUUGGUUAAUCUGUCAACAUUUGUCAUUGAACUGAGUAAUUUCAUGGAAUAUUUUUGUCACAAGAUAUUUUUUUUUUUUUACAAUCAUGGGUAACAUUCUUCCAGUUUUUGAAGGUAGGGGAAUAAAUAUUGUCUUCUCUC
Molecule: messenger RNA, 2880 nt
Organism: Parasteatoda tepidariorum (common house spider)
Lineage: Eukaryota; Metazoa; Arthropoda; Arachnida; Araneae; Theridiidae
Product: armadillo-like helical domain-containing protein 3
Cellular component (GO): cytosol
Source: RefSeq, a predicted model, not a curated record